Messenger RNA from Diospyros lotus (date-plum), 799 nucleotides. Its product is annotated as universal stress protein PHOS32-like. The transcript has 4 exons. The record is from RefSeq and is a predicted model, not a curated record. Lineage: Eukaryota; Viridiplantae; Streptophyta; Magnoliopsida; Ericales; Ebenaceae. Bases 119 to 622 code for a protein of 167 amino acids.
GGGCAGCACUCUCUCUAUAUAUACACGCCACGGCAGCCUGAGUGAUCAAGCAAUAGUAAAAAGUCUGUUUUAUCAAGCAUUCCAAGCCGUCUGAUCGAUCGUAUAUUAUAUAUGUAUAAUGGCCGACGGAGGGGAUAAGGAACGGAGGAUCCUGGUGGCCGUCGACGAAGGCGAGGAGAGCAUGCACGCUCUCUCGUGGUGCCUCAACAACGUGGCGAAUUCGGCAGAUACUAUCGUCCUGCUCUACGCGAGGGAGCCUCGGUCGGUUUACUCGGCCCUGGACGGAACAGGAUACCUGUUUUCGUCGGAGAUAGUGGCGGCAAUGGAGAGGUUCGUCAACGAGGUGGCGGAUUGCGUGAUGGAGAAGGCCAAGAGGCUCUGCCGGGAGGCCGCUCCCCGUCACGCGGUUAAGGUGGAGACUAGAGUGGAGACCGGAGAUCCAAGGGACGUGAUCUGCCAAGCGGUGGAGAAGCUGGGAAUUGACAUGGUGGUGAUGGGAAGCCACGGAUACGGCCUCAUCAAGAGGGCAUUUCUUGGAAGCGUGAGCAACCACUGUGCACAGAAUGUCAAGUGCCCGGUUUUGAUAGUGAAGAGGCCGAAAUCAACAUCUAAGACCAAAUAAUCUUUGCUAAUUCUACUGUACUCUACUCUUUUUUUUUUUUUGUAUGUAUGUAUGGUUUAUGGUUGUCAUGUCAUGCUUUGUUGUUUAAAUUCUCAAGAUGUUUUUUUUUUUUUUGUGUGUGUGCUUGUAAUGCCGUCUCAUACUUGAAACUUUUCCUUUUAUGUAUUUGGCUAUUUU